This is a messenger RNA of Penicillium roqueforti, 1851 nucleotides long. RefSeq lists its product as uncharacterized. Bases 1 to 1851 code for a protein of 616 amino acids. The transcript is spliced from 2 exons. The record is from RefSeq and is a predicted model, not a curated record. Lineage: Eukaryota; Fungi; Ascomycota; Eurotiomycetes; Eurotiales; Aspergillaceae.
AUGAGGCGAAUCAGGAAAGAGCGAAUGCCGCUGGCGCGGUUUCCGGUCACGGAGGCGCUUUACUCGGCGAUCCGCCUUCAACGUGGGAAAACCAAGGAUCAACCGCAAUACGUGAGUCCAGGGCUACUAGACCAUGUUUUCGAGCGCGUAUCUCCCUACCUUCGUCGAAACCCGCCGGUAGACAUUCUGGACCUUUGGCCCGGGGGUGGUUUCUGCUCAUCUAGACUGAAUGAACUCAUUAAACCACGUCGCCAUAUUCUUGUUGAACCAAAUCAUGCCUUUCACGGCCUUCUCACACGCCUCGCUAAGAGCAAGCCGUGUUAUAAGCUCGUCGAUGAUCGCAUAUAUGGGAAAGCCGAUUGGUCUGAAUUCUUUGCAACUCAUCUUCCAGAACAAGGGCCUGGAAACCGAGAAGGCUCUGCGAUUAUACCAAGGAACGAUACACUUCUCAUCAUGGCUAAUCUGCCUGAUGCUGUCUCUCCGACGGAUCAUUUCAAACCCAACCGCUGGUUUCUCAGCUUCAUGAAAAGCUGCUUAGAACAGAAUGGGUUGAAUUUGUACGGGGCCGUACGAGUCAUUGCCUCAUUGCCCUUCAAUGGAGUCUCGAAUAUGCUACCUCGGUCCACUACAGAGCGCACACGAACUGGUGUAUUUGCGGAGACCAUAGGCUUGCACAACAUAGAGAUUGCCACUCCAGCUGAAACUGAAAACUCCCUUCGAUGGCAAGGCUGGGAUUACUUAAAUGACAACAGGAAGCUCGUGGCUGAAAGAGCUGCGGCGAAUAAUAUUAUCACUCCACCUGACAGAGAGCUUCCUCCGUUAAAGCUGGUGCCAGAAGUUGUUCACCGCGGCAAAAAAGAAAUACCAAACCAGCCGCGAGUGCUUAGUGAUGUUCACCAGAGGCUCUUGGCGGACAUCGCGGCAGCAGACGAGUUGGGUCUCUCUUCGAGCCACGAGACCACAGACCCCAAUAUCAAAGCCAUCAUUCGACGGCGAGGAAUAGCAUUCACGCACCUCACUAGGGAAAAUUCAGCCCAUCAGUUUCGCGAAAAGCUUGUCAACAUAAUCAUUAAGCUUGACGAACUGGGCCGGUCAUUUGCACGUGCGGCUGCGGAUCCUAAGGAGAGUGUUGAGAGUCUGAAGGCUCUGGAAGAUCAGAUAAUAUCUCUCAAAUCAAGUUAUACUACUUUGAUCUCAACUUCUCACUGGACAAUAUGGGAAAAACAUAAUUUCACAAUCGAUGAUCUUCGCUUCCGCUCGGUUGAAGCCCCCAAAAAUGGCGGCCUGGUACAUGACCGACGACCAUUUGAACCCCUAUACAUCGACCCAGAGGAGAUUUAUCCUCGUGGGAGCGGGCGCGGAGUCAUAUAUUUCGAAGCGGACCCUAACCCGCCCGUUCUGAAGAAGGCCUUUGACCUACCGAGCGCAAUGGUACAACCAGUCCUCGACCGGUAUUAUGGACUGUUAGCAUUUGUGUCCAACAAGAUGCCGGUUGCCGAACUCCUUACAACACUUUUCCCGAAUGAGACUAUCAAUAGUCAUGUGCGGGAUAUUCCAAGCCUUGCGAACUUUGCCGAAAGAAGACUCAAGCCUGGCUAUGGGCCGAUGCCCUUGCCAGAUGGUUCAACUUCAGACCCAGCUUUCAGCUACCAGGAGAACGUGGACUAUGAUUUGAGCGGUGUUCGACUCCGCAUUCUUUCCGCAGAAACCCUGUUGGAUAUCGCGAUCAAGUAUGAGAAGCUUCCGGAUAAGCUCCCUGCUUUCUCCUUCAGCCGAGCUCUGGGUGGGACAUUGACCCAGGCGCAGCUAUGCAAUGGGGCUAAUAACCCUACUGGCUUGAAGAUCAAAUAG